ACUGGCGCGCGCCAGGGCCAAUCCAAGAUGGCCGUGCUAGCGGUGCACCUCCAGUCGGACGCCUUCUUGGUGGCCCUCAACCAUGCCCUGAGCACCGAAAAGGAGGAGGUCAUGGGCCUGUGCCUCGGCGAGGUUGACACCUCCAAGAUUGUCCACAUUCUCUCUGUCAUCGUCCUACGACGGUCAGAUAAAAGGAAGGAUCGAGUGGAGAUUUCUCCAGAGCAGCUUUCUGCUGCUUCUCUGGAAGCAGAAAGAUUGGCUGAGGUGACUGGUCGUCCUAUGCGUGUUGUGGGCUGGUAUCAUUCUCAUCCCCACAUCACUGUGUGGCCAUCCCACGUUGAUAUUCGCACUCAGGCCAUGUACCAGAUGAUGGAUGAAAGCUUUGUGGGACUGAUUUUCUCCUGCUUCGUUGAAGACAAAAACACCAAGACUGGCCGGAUCCUCUACACUUGCUUCCAGUCUACCCAGGCGCAGAAGGGCUCAGAAUAUGAGAGAGUUGAUGUCCCUCUCCACGUUGUGCCUCAAGAAACCAUGGGGAAAGCGUCCCUGGAAGCCGCCAUAGAACUGCCCAGGAUUCUGUGCCAGGAGGAACAAGAUGCUUACCGGAAAAUCCACAGCCUCACCCAUCUGGAUGCAGUGACCAAGAUUCACAAUGGCUCUGUGUUCACCAAGAACUUGUGCAACCAGAUGUCGGCCAUCAGCGGCCCCCUCAUGCAGUGGCUGGAGGACAGGCGGGAUUACAACCGGAAGCUUCUGGUGGAAUUAGAGGAGGAGAAGAAAGCCCUAGAGGAGGAGCUGGCCAGGCUGGAAUGAGGCCGCUGGCAGCGUGGCACAGCAGAGGCAGAGGCAGAAGUAAUGCCCUGGAUAACUAAAUAAAUAAACCAAUAAAUUUGCAUGGAAGAA
This is a messenger RNA of Monodelphis domestica (gray short-tailed opossum), 903 nucleotides long. The record is from RefSeq and is a predicted model, not a curated record. Lineage: Eukaryota; Metazoa; Chordata; Mammalia; Didelphimorphia; Didelphidae.